AUGAUGGAUUUUGACGAAAGGGUCCCCGUCGGAUCGAACAUGUAUUUGCCCAGUUGCACUUAUUACGUCUCGGCGGGGGCUGAUUUCUCCGGUCUUCCCUCUUUUUUAUCCCAGACCCCGUCCACCCGCCCCAUGACAUAUUCCUACUCCUCUAACCUGCCGCAGGUCCAACCCGUCAGAGAGGUGACGUUCAGGGACUAUGCAGCCAUUGACGCGUCCGGUAAAUGGCCACACCGGGGGAACUUGCCCCAGUGCUACCCCACAAGCGCGGAGGACAUGGUGCACCGGGACUGUCUGUCGGCGCAAACCGCCGUCGUAGGGGACAUGUUCGGUAAAAACAGCCCCGCAGCAGCCGCCGCCGCGUACCACCACCACCACCACCACCACCACCAUACCAGCGCUGGCUCUGCUGCCUCCAAUUUCUACGGGAACGUGGGUAGAAAUGGCGUGUUGCCACAAGCUUUCGACCAGUUUUACGAGACAGCGUAUGGGAACGCGUCGGAGAGCUCCUCCAUGAAUGGCUACUCAGGGGACAAAUCGGCGACCAAGCAGCCUAGCUCUGCGCCGGAGGACGCACCGUCGUGCCGGGACACUGAAGCAAAGGAGCCGCGGGUGACGAGCAGCCCGGAGUUAUCUUCCGGCAACAAUGAGGAGAAAUCCAGCAGCAGCAAUGGACAGAGAACUCGCAAGAAAAGGUGCCCUUAUUCCAAAUAUCAGAUCAGAGAACUUGAACGAGAAUUCUUUUUCAGUGUGUACAUUAACAAGGAGAAACGCCUGCAACUGUCUCGGAUGCUGAACCUCACCGACCGACAAGUGAAGAUUUGGUUUCAGAACCGUCGCAUGAAAGAGAAGAAACUGAACAGAGAUAGAUUACAGUAUUAUACGUCUAAUCCUCUGCUUUAG
Molecule: messenger RNA, 903 nt
Organism: Scomber scombrus (Atlantic mackerel)
Lineage: Eukaryota; Metazoa; Chordata; Actinopteri; Scombriformes; Scombridae
Gene: hoxa11a
Product: homeobox A11a
Exons: 2
Coding region: 1-903 (300 amino acids)
Biological process (GO): anatomical structure development; regulation of transcription by RNA polymerase II
Cellular component (GO): nucleus
Molecular function (GO): RNA polymerase II cis-regulatory region sequence-specific DNA binding; DNA-binding transcription factor activity, RNA polymerase II-specific
Source: RefSeq, a predicted model, not a curated record